Saccostrea echinata is the source of this 1431-nucleotide messenger RNA. Its product is annotated as synaptic vesicular amine transporter-like. NCBI's taxonomy places the organism in Eukaryota, Metazoa, Mollusca, Bivalvia, Ostreida, Ostreidae. The record is from RefSeq and is a predicted model, not a curated record. The transcript is spliced from 16 exons. Gene Ontology annotation, molecular function: serotonin:sodium:chloride symporter activity. Gene Ontology annotation, biological process: aminergic neurotransmitter loading into synaptic vesicle; transmembrane transport. Bases 1 to 1431 code for a protein of 476 amino acids. Gene Ontology annotation, cellular component: terminal bouton; synaptic vesicle membrane.
AUGGAGCAAAUGUCUUCCGUUAUAGAAAAACUAUUUGUCAGCAAAACAACACUUCUAAUCAUUAUUUUUUGCACUAACACGUUGGAUAAUAUUUUACUAACGUCAGUUGUACCCAUUAUCCCCGAGGUUCUGAUGAGUAGCGAUAGAAAUGAAGAGAGUACUACAGUCGGAAAUGACAGCAUUAGUCUAGGGACAUUGUCUCACCAUAUGAAUGUGUCACUCAGCUUUACAAAACAAUUACUGCAAGAAUCAUACAAAGCACUGGAUGAGAACAGCCAAGUGGGGUUACUCCUGUCCUCCAAAGCACUUGUUCAGAUUGCAGCAAAUCCUUGUGUAGGAUAUCUGUCAGAAAGAUAUGGAUACAUCAUUCUUCUUGCUGUUGGAACUUUCUUGUUGUUCAUAUCUUCACUUGUUUACGCUUGCGCAGGAAAAUUUAGCUCCUUCCUUGCCGGCCGACUUGUUCAUGGAAUUGCAUCUUCAUUUUCAUCCAUUGCUGGCAUGAGUAUGCUAGCUGAACUUUAUCAGAGUGAUUACGAAAGAAGCAAGGUGAUGGGCGUUGCAAUGGGAGGAGUUGCUCUUGGAGUCGUUGUUGGAUAUCCGUUUGGAGGCUUCCUUUACUCUUUAUGUGGACAAUCGUCGCCAUUCCUUAUUCUGUCCUUGUUCAUCAUCAUCGACUUCGGUUUACAAGGCUGUAUCAUCAAAAGAUCAUAUUGGAUGCCGGUCUCCAGCAAAGCAGCCAAUUCAAUAGUUGAACUCCUGAAAGAUCCUUUGAUACUUAUCACAAGUGGAAUAAUUAUGCUCACCACUAUGGCAAUGUCGACUCUGGAACCAACGAUACCAAUAUGGAUUCUCGAUACCAUGAAAGCACAAAACUGGCAAUUAGGUUUAGUUUUUCUGCCAGACAGUAUUGGCUAUCUGAUUGGUACGAAUGCCUUUGGAGUAGUUGCCAGGAAAGUAGGAAGAUGGAUAUGUUCGAUGUUUUGUAUGAUAUUAGUUGGAUUCUGUCUGAUAUGUAUUCCUUUCUCAACAUCGGUAUCCCAGCUGAUCCUUCCUCACUUUGGCAUUGGGCUUGGCUUGGGUAUCGUGGACGCGGCUUUAAUGCCACAGCUAGCUCUGUUGGUGGAUAUGCGCCACGUGACGUCAUACGGAACUGUUUAUGCUAUUGCCCAGUUGGCUGUCUGUCUUGCCUACGGAUUAGGACCAUUGUUUGGUGGAGAAAUGGUGAAGCUCCUGGGAUUUUCGUCCUUAAUGUGGUCCUUGGGCUGUCUGCUAAUAGUUACAAGUCCUUGUUGUUUUGUUUUACGUUCUGUGAAAGCUAGAGAGGAGUGCAAAUCCUUGAUGCUUGACACGGAGGACGAGGUUCUGAAAAAGAGUUCUUCACCAAAGUACACAAAACUGUAUACAGAUAAUUCGAUUAAUGGGUCUCAUUAA